AUGACGCGCCACCAGACGCUUUUGUCCUUCCCCAUCGCGUGAGUUGUUAUUGUUUCUGUUCAAAAAGAUAAAGCAGAGAAGAAACAAGGAGAAGGAAAAUAUAUUUUCUAAAUAAAUCUCGGUAGCAAGUGGCUGGUAGUGUUUUGAAAAUAUUAAACUGAUGUUUCCCCUUCAGACCAGAGGGCAAUGGCAUUGACAAGCCGCCCUACAGCUACGUGGCCCUGAUUACGAUGGCGAUCGAAGCAUCACCAGAGCAGCGGAUGACACUCAACCAGAUAUACAAAGUUAGUUCGGAGAGGGGAAAAGCGUGUAGGCACAGAAAGACUGUUAGAGAAAGGGAAAGUAGAGACCUUUUUGUAACAAGACUAUCGCAGACUCUUCAGAAUUCGACAUCAAUUGGUGAGUACGCACUGUUGUAGUUGUCGCCUCUUUCAGUUCUUCUUACCGUAAUCCCACAGUAACCCAGCGUAGUAUUUACUCUGCUCCUUUUCCGUUUUGACUCAUCAACCUUAAUAGUGCUGACCAAUUUGGAAAGGUUCCGUGUGGUACCUCUCCCAUAACAUUUGCACACCCCGUUACUCAUUUCGGACCUUUUCCUGCCCGAAAUGUCACGGCGUAGCGUCUCGUCCGUUCCUCAUCAAACAAAGAAACGCACGUUUCAGUUCAUCGAAGCCAAGUUCCCGUAUUACCGUGACGCGGACGUCAAGCGCAAACAAGGAUGGCAGAACAGCAUUCGUCACAAUCUGUCGCUCAACGACUGCUUUGUGAAGAAGUCGCGCGACGGACAAAGCAGUGCCAACGACCGAAAGGGCAACUACUGGCAGAUGGUUCCGGGCAAUGCGCCUCAGUUCGACAACGGCAACUACAAGAGAAGGUUCCGUCGCAUGAAAGGGGUCAGAAAAGGGAAAAAGGUUUCAGGAGAGUGAAAAGAUUGGGAGUGGGGAAGAUGGGUCACACGAUGAACGCGAUGAACGCGUCGAGCACUUCGGAGGCCUCCAUAUUCAAUCCGCAGAUUCCCUUCUUGCAAGGCUUUCGGCUCUCUCAGACUAUGGAUCCGUUUCAGAUCCUCAAGGUAAGGAGUACGGUAGCCAACUCCGUUGCAGUAUUCCCAUUACAGUACACCUACACCACAAGCACCGCCGACAUCCCGAACACUUCGCAACUGAGCAGCGCGACCACUUCCACGAGUUCCUUCGACACUUCCAUCUACACCAGCGCCUUCCCCACUCCCACCUUCUCAUUUCGACGCUUCUCUCGUGGCUCCCGUUCCUCCAGUUUUGUCCCAAGUGCACUCGCCUUGCGAUUCAAUAAAGGAAGAGUUGGUCGAUAUGAAGCCAGUCAUUCCGAGUCUCUCGAGCAGCUUUUUGACGAAUCUCGGACAAAUGUCUGCUGCUGA
This is a messenger RNA of Caenorhabditis sp. 36 PRJEB53466, 1396 nucleotides long. NCBI's taxonomy places the organism in Eukaryota, Metazoa, Nematoda, Chromadorea, Rhabditida, Rhabditidae. The record is from the annotation of a GenBank genome assembly.